AUGUUUGGAUUGUUUUUCACUGUACCGCUAUGCAGUGGUAUGUUCAGCUACUACAAGGUAUUAUCCACUACCCAUCAACAUCAAGUGAACACAGCUCCAUCACUCUGUUACUGGACUAAUUGUGGAGGAAGCAGUUCAUUGAAGGAGAUACAUCUUACUCGAGUCUUGUUGUACGUUGCCACUGGAUUUUUAUGUUGCUGGAUACCAAUGUGGGCAUUCAUCCUUUGGAAGCGUUUUUCUCCAGAAACCUGUCCUAGAAGAGCAGCAAAUCUCGUUACUUUUUUUCUUUUUCUAAGUGCCACAAUAAAUCCUUUUAUUUAUGCUUUUACAAAUUGUGGGUUCCAAACAGAAUUCCGCAAACUGUUGUGCUGCCGCCAUACAUCAAACCAAGUUGCCGCGGCUGAUGUCGACGAAGUCAGAGAGAGGGAAGACGAAGCGGAUGUGUAA
Molecule: messenger RNA, 447 nt
Organism: Pocillopora meandrina
Lineage: Eukaryota; Metazoa; Cnidaria; Anthozoa; Scleractinia; Pocilloporidae
Source: the annotation of a GenBank genome assembly